ACCUUGAAGGGGACUAUUGUUUUGUGGUUGACAACUAUGAUUCCCCAAGCAAGGCCUCCUCCAUGUAAUGAAUCCAGCAACAGUUGCACCUCAGCAACAUCUUUCCAACUCUUUAUGCUAUUCACAUCCUUUAUACUCCUAUCUGUUGGAGCUGGAGGCAUCAGGUCUGCUUCCUUGGCCUUUGGUGCAGAUCAAUUCGAGAAAAGAGAUGGAAAGAAAGAUGCAGUCUUGUUACAGAGAUAUUUUAGCUGGUAUUAUGUGUCGUAUUCGUUAUCUCUUGUCCUUGCUUUGACCUGUAUGGUGUACAUUCAAGAUCAAAUGGGGUGGCAAAUUGGUUUUGGAGCUUCAGUGGUGGUUAUGUUUUUUGCAGCUCUGCUGUUUUUUCUGGCUUCCCCCUUCUACAUCAAGGUAAAGGCUAAAGCAACCUUAUUCACUGAACUUGUUCAAGUGAUUGUAGCCUCUUAUAAAAAUAAAUCUCACAAGUUAUUAUCGAGUAGCAGUACCGAGAUGUUGUACCAUCACAAGAACGGCUCAACACUGGUUUUUCCUAGUGAAAAGAUGAGGUUUCUAAACAAAGCUUGCAUAAUCCACGAUCCCGAGCAAGAUCUUACCCCUGAUGGAAGAGCUAAGAACCCCUGGAAUCUUUGCACAGUGGAUCAGGUAGAGGAUCUGAAGGCACUACUUAAGGUGAUCCCAAUAUGGUUGUCAGGGACAUUUAUCAAUAUUAACCAGACAUCUUUUUCGGUACUUCAAGCAAGUUCCAUGGAUCGCAAGAUCAUGGGGAAUUUCGAAAUUCCAGCAGGUUCUUUUGGUAUAUUCAAUAUCAUUUCUAUGAUACUCUGGGUUGCUUUUUAUGAUCAAGUGCUUCUGCCGAUAGCAGCAAGAAUCAAGGGGAAACCUGUUUACCUCACUGCAAGACAAAGAAUGGGAAUUGGAACGUUUAUCUCUUUUCUCUCCGUGGUUGUAACAGCAACCGUGGAAUGUAUUCGUCUUAGUCUUGCAUUUAAGGAAGGAAUUUCAGAUGAUCCAGAGGCAAUAGUGCACAUGUCAGCUCUAUGGCUUUUGCCCCAAUAUUGCCUGAUAGGAUUGACUCUGGGUUUGAGUGCUAUCGCGCAGAAUGAGUUUUUCAUUUCAGAACUCCCCAGAAGCAUGUCCAGUAUGGCUUCUACUCUCUGUGGAGUUGGAAUUUCUCUAGGAUGUUUGGUAGCAAGUUUUAUAACGAGUACUAUUGAUGAUUUUACAAAAAGAGGUGGCGGGGUGAGCUGGAUUUCUACCAACAUUAACAAGGGUCAUUACGAUUAUUAUUUUUGGGUUCUUUCUGGUUUAAGUUUGGCAAACUUCUUCUUUUUCCUGAUCUGCUGUUGGACCUAUGGACCUUGUAGAGGGGAGGAAGGCAAUGUUAAUGAUGAAGAAGUUUCCUUGCGUUAGAAAAUAAAAUUUAAUGAAGAAGCUUCCUACUGGAGUGUCAAGACACCUUGACGAUCGAAACUGGUUUCAUAUGGAAGUCGUACAUAUGAAACAAAAUUGGAUCUGUCAUCUUUACUGGCUUUUCUCCACUCCUUGAA
Messenger RNA from Coffea eugenioides, 1565 nucleotides. RefSeq names its product protein NRT1/ PTR FAMILY 1.1-like. Gene Ontology annotation, molecular function: transmembrane transporter activity. The annotation marks the transcript as partial. Gene Ontology annotation, biological process: transmembrane transport. The record is from RefSeq and is a predicted model, not a curated record. The transcript is spliced from 2 exons. NCBI's taxonomy places the organism in Eukaryota, Viridiplantae, Streptophyta, Magnoliopsida, Gentianales, Rubiaceae. Gene Ontology annotation, cellular component: plasma membrane.